AUGUUUGUAGUUUGCUUGCUGAACAGGUUUAUGGAGACCCCAACUCGACAGCACAUGCUAGCAGGGAAGAGAGUGUUGAGGUAUUUGAAAGGAACUCUGAAGCAUGGCAUUAUGUAUCAUAGGAACAAUGGGGAGGACUGUUUGUAUGGCUAUACAGACAGUGAUUAUGCUGGGGACAUUGAUAGCAGGAAAAGCACAAGUGGGUACCUAUUUUUCAUGGCUGGAGGGGCUGUCUCUUGGGCAUCUAAGAAGCUGCCAGUGGUAACUCUGUCAACCACUGAGGCAGAAUUCGUUGUUGCUGCCUAUUGUGCAGCAUAA
Linum tenue is the source of this 318-nucleotide messenger RNA. The record is from the annotation of a GenBank genome assembly. Lineage: Eukaryota; Viridiplantae; Streptophyta; Magnoliopsida; Malpighiales; Linaceae.